AUGGAAGAGAAGGCCGCAACAGAUGAAAACAUCUUACGUCAAAUGGAGCGUUUGAAGAAACUAGAUCUUUCGGUUGUUGAGGUUCAGAUUCUUGAUAUUCUAGCCUACGACAUUCGAGCGGCCACUUGGGAGACUGCUACAGAGGCUGCAUCUUCCUUGGACACCCUGUGCCCCCGUCUAGAGCAACGCAAAGAGGCAGAGAGCUACUUUUAUGUCAUUUGGGACCUCAUGACAGAUAUCGCUACCAGUUUCGACGUGACAAAAGAGACGCAAGAUCAUCUCAUCGGCAUCCUUUUAGCAUUGCAGCAAUGUGCGAAAGGUGAAAUCGACAUUUGGGGUAACGAAGCAGACAGACAACGUGUUUGGAAAGACCUACCAUUGUUAUACAUAGCCGUCGAGGCUUCCCUUAGCGAAAGCUUCACCACAAAGGACGCGCAGGAAUGGCGCAACAUCAACAGGUUCUGCGCCCUCUUGCUGGGAAGCGGCGUCUUGGGCCUCCGCACGCAGGCAAUGGACGCAUUGCGCUCGGCGCGAGGUCUCUCCUCUGGGGUCCUGUACAAGGGUCCACCGAUCAUGUGUCGGCAGCGGUGGGAGUUUUGGAUGGGUCGGUUCGAGUGGUUUGCGAAGAGCGAGGAUGCUGGGUUGGGUGAGGAGAUGAGGACCGCGGCGCUUGAGGCGUUUGAGAUUGUGAUGGAGGUUGGAGACCGGAUAUGGCACACGCUUUGA
Messenger RNA from Colletotrichum godetiae, 726 nucleotides. RefSeq lists its product as uncharacterized. The transcript has 4 exons. Bases 1 to 726 code for a protein of 241 amino acids. NCBI's taxonomy places the organism in Eukaryota, Fungi, Ascomycota, Sordariomycetes, Glomerellales, Glomerellaceae. The record is from RefSeq and is a predicted model, not a curated record.